Molecule: messenger RNA, 956 nt
Organism: Dunckerocampus dactyliophorus (ringed pipefish)
Lineage: Eukaryota; Metazoa; Chordata; Actinopteri; Syngnathiformes; Syngnathidae
Exons: 5
Coding region: 72-902 (276 amino acids)
Source: RefSeq, a predicted model, not a curated record
UGUUGACUUAUUGAGUGAUUAAUGUUCCAGCACAAGUUGUUCUGUCAGAACUCAUCCAGACUGAGGACCAGAUGGACUCCAAGGUGCUCUUCGUCACUUUGACUCUUUGUUGGGGGUCAGCUGCAGGCAGGUCCACAUGGACGGACAAGCCCUGGAUCAUUGUCAGUAGUUCAGACAUAGAGGUGGGGGAGGAGGUGGAGGUUUGUUGCACGCUGCCAAUCGACUACAGAGGAGGCGAGUGUCGUCUCUACAGAGGAGACUCUCGUUUCCCCUUCAGACUGAAGACGGCGCUGGGAUUCAUCUGCGUCUUUCGCUUGUCAUCCAGCGUCCUUCUAGGUCCGCAGCCGGUCGGCAGCGUGGUGUCGCUGCGGUGCGACUACCAGCUGCAACAGUACACGUCCGUGUCUAGCGACGGCGCUAGUGUUGUCGUUUGGGGCACAAGUCCCAGUCCCAAGCUGUCAGUCAGCAAUCAAGUCAUCUCUGCAGAGGACACUGUGGAGGUCAUCUGCUCGCCGCCACGCCCAUCAGUCUACAAAUGUCACUUUUACAGAGACCAGGACCGCAUUGCUGAGGGCCCCUGCCGACGUAACCUGACGGGCAGCCAACUGGCCGUCUGGGCAAAACCCGCCGUACUACUUCCUGUCAACCUGACCUGCCGCUACCGGCCCGAUAAAGACCUUAACUUUCGCUCUGAUGCUAGCAACAACAACAUGCUGUUUGUAGUCGACGCCGCACGGGCAUCGUCCUCACUGGAUUGCAAAGUUCCGGUCAACUCAGGGCAGCUUGCGGCAUUUCGAGGCCUCAGCUGGACUUAUGCAAGCGGCAGUGGGACAAAGGUCAGAGUUCACGGGACAGACAGUGGCAUUCAGCUCAACGCUACGUGUGACCACGCAAAACCAUAAAAAGCUGUGAUGAUAACUGACUGAUCACAAUAAAAUACUAUUAAAUAUCAUUGA